AUGAGGGAGUACUCUACCUCCGAGGCUUGCUGUACCUGCGCUACACUGCUGUCAUCCAUUCCUCCAACCUAUGACGAGAAGACCGAGAAGCCAUCACAGUUCGAGCGCCGGCUUGAUUGCUGUGGCCGUGCUAUAUGCGCACGAUGCUUGACCGAUAACCCUCGAUUUGCGAGCUACUGUCCCUUCUGCCAGAUAUCUACCGGCCCCUCUCCUCUGCUGGCGCAAGGUCUACGCGACCCUCCAACAUAUUCGCCACAUGCCGACGAGAAGGUGGAGGAGGAGCUACCGCCGUACACAGCACACAAUGUGCUGCAACCGCCACCUGAAAAAUCGAGGAGUACUGAGAAAGCGCCUGAUGUCUUACAUUUUGUCGACCAAAAUAACGACUCGAUAGCAUCUUUAUCACUCGCCUAUGGCGUGCCUUCAGAUGUCCUUCGACGGAUUAACAAGAUGUUUGCGGACCAUCUAUUGGCAGCGCGUAGGACAAUACUUAUACCGGGAGAAUACUACAAGGGCGGAGUCAGCCUCAGUCCUCGCCCACUUGAAGGCGAGGAGAAGGAGAUCAAGAAGACGAAGCUGAGGAAGUUCAUGGUGGGUUGCAAAGUUGCCGAAUACGAUGUCGCCGUUCUGUACCUCGAGCAAGCAAGUUACAACCUCGAGAAAGCCAUGAUCACAUUUAGGGCCGAUGAGAAGUGGGAAAAUGAACAUCCUCUACGAGCUGCGAAGAAGGGUAAGGUGCCUGCGCCACCGAGCUCGGGGAAGCGAAGAUGGUUCGGCGGGAGUGGCGGCGGCAUCACUGGUCAGCUCUAA
Didymella exigua CBS 183.55 is the source of this 810-nucleotide messenger RNA. RefSeq lists its product as uncharacterized. Bases 1 to 810 code for a protein of 269 amino acids. NCBI's taxonomy places the organism in Eukaryota, Fungi, Ascomycota, Dothideomycetes, Pleosporales, Didymellaceae. The transcript has 2 exons. The record is from RefSeq and is a predicted model, not a curated record.